Messenger RNA from Baudoinia panamericana UAMH 10762, 1074 nucleotides. RefSeq lists its product as uncharacterized. The record is from RefSeq and is a predicted model, not a curated record. Gene Ontology annotation, molecular function: calcium ion binding. NCBI's taxonomy places the organism in Eukaryota, Fungi, Ascomycota, Dothideomycetes, Mycosphaerellales, Teratosphaeriaceae. The transcript is spliced from 4 exons. The coding region runs from base 1 to 1074 and encodes 357 amino acids.
AUGGCGUACAAUCGUGGCGGAUACAACCCGGAUGCGCUGCCUGCACAUGCAGAGCCGGAGCAAGCGGCGCAGUUGUUGAACAGUCAGCCUUCGACUCCGAGUACGGGUGCUGGGCCCAUGCCACCACGACAGCAUAGUGGAUCAGUCACGUCGAACUACAACAAACCCACCCCUCCGCCGCCACAGCAGAUGCAGAACCUGAGACCGCAAGAUGAUCGAUAUGGCGGCGGGCGGCCACCACCACCAUCGCAAGGACAAGGAUAUGGGUCGCAAGGAGGACCACCUCAGUCGCCUCGAUAUGAGAACAGUCAGGGUCCACGCUACGGCAAUAACCAAGCCGCGCCACCACCCCGGAACACCUACGGACUAACCUCGCCGCCUCCACCCGCCAACUACGGCUACGGCCCACCGCCCCAAGGCCAUCACAACCGCCCACCAAUACCUGACCACCAACGUCCACCUACAACCGCCCCACCUCCUCCACGAGACGGCAACGACCGAGAUGCACUUUGGCCGAUUUUCCUACAGGUAGACAAAGAUCGCUCCGGCCAGCUAUCCGAAGAAGAACUGCGCCGGGCGCUGGUGAACGGCGAUUACACCGCCUUUGACCCUCAUACAAUUAAAAUGAUGAUCCGCAUGUUCGACACCGAUCGAUCGGGGACCAUCAACUUCGACGAGUUUUGCGGACUCUGGGGCUUCCUCGCUGCCUGGAGGGCGCUGUUCGAUCGCUUCGAUGUGGACCGGAGCGGUAAUAUCAGUCUACGAGAGUUCGAGGAUGCGUUAGUAGCAUUCGGGUACAGAUUGAGUCCGCAGUUUGUCGGGCUGUUGUUCAGCACGUACGCCAAGUCGCAUAGCAGAGGAAGAGGCGAUGAACGGGAGAGGCAGGGAGUGCUAUCGUUUGACCUUUUCGUGCAAGCUUGCAUCAGUCUGAAGCGCAUGACGGACGUGUUUAAGAAGUACGAUUCGGAUCGGGAUGGGUAUAUCACUUUAAGCUUUGAGGAGUUUUUGACCGGUGCGCAGAACCUUUUCCUGUUCAACUCCAUUUCGGCGACCACUGAUACCGGGCUGUACUAG